Messenger RNA from Rhagoletis zephyria (snowberry fruit fly), 1643 nucleotides. Its product is annotated as formin-like protein 5. The record is from RefSeq and is a predicted model, not a curated record. Lineage: Eukaryota; Metazoa; Arthropoda; Insecta; Diptera; Tephritidae.
AAUUAGCCGCGCAGCAUCUACUGGCCAGAGCUGCAGUAACGGCAACCUUUUGCUGAAAAUCGCAAACGAUACAGCGCACAGUUCUUUGUUGCAUGCGGCAACAAACGGUUGUAUGCUCCCGAAAAACGCUUAGUUAAAAGAAAUUGAAACGCGGAUGCGCUUAGGCACACAGCGCAAUUUUAUAAAUUGAAUUGUUUUCGAAUUAAAGUACGCGCAAAUCAGCAGCGCACGAAGACCUGCUGCUUACGCUUCGGUUGAAGUGUUUCCAUUUGAACGCAAUGUGUAGAACACAAAUCCUUCUCGGCGUCGCGCUUCUCGCCACUUGCAGCAGUUAUGCCAAUGCGCAGGAGUACGGCGCGGAUCUUGAACUGCAGGCGCGUGAUCGCCGUAGCUUGGAUGUUGGCUGGCUGCUGCGCAAUCUGUUGCUUAACAGCGCCACAGCAAGCGAUAUGAAGGCGAACGCUACGCGCAAUAUUGCCGCGGCGCAACGUGCACCACCGCCUCCGCCACCUACAACUAGGCGUCCAAGGCCUACAACUACCACUCCGCCUCCAAGACCGCCGCCACCACCACCACCGCCACUCAAUCCGUUUUUCAACAAGUUUGCCUUAUUUGCCAGUUCGUCCAAUUUAUUUACGCCACCGCCACCACGCUCUACAACUACAACAACCACUACUACAACAGAGGCUCCUACGACAGCGCCGCCACCACCUCCACCGCGACGUCCGCGUCCGCGGCCGAAACUACGCCCAACGCAUGGCUACGAUUUCGAAUACUAUUAUCCGUCUGGGUUUGAUGGCUUUGCAGAGCGUGGUGGUCCGCGCGCUGAACCUUCUGUAUACGAUUUCGAAGAUGCGCCUGCUCCUCAGCCGCAACCGCCGCCUCCUCGGCCAUCCGCACCGCGCAAGACGGGUCGAAAUCGUCAAAGGCCAGCACCUCCAGCGCUAGCGCCAACACAGCCUCCUACGCUGCCACCAGUUAGGCGUCGUCCAACAGCACCUCCAGCGGCUCCAGCACCGCCACCACAACAACCACAGCGCGCCCGAGUGCUGUAUCAGUACGCACAGCGAGACGAUACCUCCUUCAAUGAUAACAACAAUGAUGCAGCCGAACCACCCGAACCCGCACCAGAAGAAGCAGACUUUCAGCAACAGGACGAUAACAACAAUGGGGGGCAAGAUGGCGCUGAUACCGCCAACGGAGCUGAGGAAGGCGACGAUGCAAUUGAUGGGGAUGAUACUGCCGACGGAGGAGAUAAUGAAAUUCCCAGUUUCGAUAUUAGCGCGCCACCAACCGGGGAGCUAUCGCCGCGUGUACCUUCAUUUGGCCGUCGCCCUUAUCCGAAGGCGCCGUCACCGCCAGCUUACGAUUCACCAUCGUACUAUGGCUCCGAUUCGCCGUCUGCACAACGCUUCAGUUCUUUCGGCACUGGGACCGGGAGUGGCGGCUUGGGAUUCGGCAGCACUUCCUUCGGCUUCAAUCAUGCUAGUCCUGUUAAGCGCAACCAUCAGUUCCGUGAUGCCUUCUCUGAUUUCCAUACAACCUACCACGGUGAUCACUUUCAGCCGAGCGCCUUCAGUUCAUUUAAGUAGCACUUUAACUGAGAAAUACUCUUAGAAUUUUUAAGAGAUUUUGUAAAAAAA